CACACGAAAUACAGAAUAGCUCUCAAGCUUAGCAUAGGUGUGAAUCGCCCAGUUCAUGCCAUGUUUGCUUUGCUCGUACUUGCAAGGAUACUUGCCAUGAUAGUGAUGACCGAAGCACGAGCAUCUGCGGUUUUGAGAACCGUAGACGGGAACACCGCUCAGCCUCCGAACCGCUUGUUGGGUCGGUUAAGGACAAGGUCCCUCCAUGGCGACAGCACCGGCACGGGUUCUUCAAAUUUUACUCUCCCAUCUACUGGCAACUGUACAAGUAUAUGUGGUAACGUGACCUUCACCUACCCAUUCGGCAUAGAAGCUGGCUGCUCCAGGAAUUCUGACUUCAGUUUAGUUUGCAACCACACCACUCAUCCCCCAAAACUCUUCUUGGAUGAUGGUAGUACAACCGAGGUUGUCGCCAAUAUUGACGCCGGUGGCAUGACGCUGAAUGCUUUUCCGGUCAAUUUUUCUAAAACCAUCCCAAUGAAAUCUGAUGUCGAUGGCUACAACAUGUCAUGGACUCCGGGGAAUAGUUUUACCGUUUUCGAGUCGAUGUUCCUUACUAUCAUUGCUUGUGACUUGGAUGUGUAUUUGGUAGAUAAAGAUGUUGGUAAUCUUAGGUUGGUUUGUAAGGUAACCUGUCCCAGCAAAAAGAUUGCAGAGCAAGUGUACAGGCAGGAUCCUAGUGGGCCUGGGUCGUGCUCCGUACAUGCAGAUAUAUUUGUUCAUACCGUCGAGUUACAGUUUGUUCGCCACAAAACAAGUAAGAUGAAAACACAGUCUCAUCUCAGCAUCUUGUGGGAUACAAUCAACAUAAAUAUUGCGACAGAAAUUGGAUGGAGUAUCGUGGACCAAACGAACUGCUCCAGGAGCAUGAAAAAUAGCAAUUAUGCAUGUGUCAGCAAACACAGCGAAUGCACGGUUACUUUUCCUGAUGUUGGUUAUGUCUGCCGGUGCAAUAGCGGUUAUGGAGGCAAUCCGUAUAUCUCCGAUGGCUGCUCGCCUGACCACAAGUAUAAUUCAAGACCAAGAAAGGCGAAUUGUUCUCGACAGUGUGGGAAUAUCAGUGUCCCAUUUCCUUUCGGCAUAGAAGAAGGCUGUUCUGCGAGGAAAACUUUUCAGCUCGACUGCUCAGACACUACAGUACCCAUUCUCCGGGAUUAUGGCGGCCUCAUGGAUGUGACAUACAUAAAUGUCAGUGAGGGGCUUCUGGGAAUCAAAUAUGACUCAAGUUUUGGGGAGGAGAUAUUUAACACCAUAUUGCAACCUUCAGAACUUCAAGAACCAACCCUGUAUGUUGAUCCCCUGGAAUCAGCUUCGGUGAGAUGGGCUGUUGAUGAUCUUACAUGCCAAGAAGCCAAAAAAAACUCCUCUGGAUAUGCGUGUGUAAGUAUCCAUAGCUCCUGCCUGGGUGUCAUCAGCUCCAACAAAAGUUAUGUUGGAUACAGGUGCGCAUGCUUGCACGGUUUUGAAGGAAAUCCAUACAUCCCAGAUGGUUGUGAAGAUGUUGAUGAGUGCAAACGGACACCAGGACUUUGCAAAGGGAAUUGCCAGAACACUAUGGGAAACUACACCUGCACCAAGUGCCCUGAUCAUACAGAAUAUGAUAUUACAAAAAUGCAGUGCGGUCCAGUAAGAAAGCAAAAUAUCUUCUUAGGUAUUGUAACUGGGCUUAGCAGUGGCUUUGGCAUGUUACUAUUUGGGGUAAGUGCAAUAUUUCUCAUUCGAAGAUGGAAAAGAGAUGUCCAGAAGAAACUAAGAAGGAAGUAUUUCCGGACGAACAAGGGCCUUCUCUUACAACAGUUGAUAUCAGCAGAUCAAAAUGCGAGUGAGAAUACUAAGAUUUUCUCAAUAGAAGAGCUUAAAAGGGCAACAAAUAACUUUGAUCCUGCACGCAUCCUUGGACGCGGAGGGCAUGGCACGGUCUUCAAAGGGAUCUUAUCAAACCAGCAUGUGGUAGCCAUAAAAAAAUCCCAGAUUAUCAGGGAAGGUGAGAUCAGCGAUUUUAUCAACGAGGUUGCAAUCCUCUCUCAGAUAAACCACCGGAAUAUCGUGAAACUUUUCGGGUGCUGUCUUGAAACUGAGGUCCCCUUACUAGUGUACGACUUCAUUCCCAAUGGUUCAUUAUUUGAAAUUCUCCAUCAUGAUCCUAGCAACAUAGUUUCUUUGGCAUGGAAUGACUGUCUUCGAAUAGCAUCAGAAGUUGCGGGUGCUCUGUGUUAUCUCCACUCUGCAGCCUCGAUUUCAAUCUUCCAUCGUGAUGUGAAGUCCUCUAACAUACUCCUGGACGCGAACAAUGCUGCAAAGGUUUCGGAUUUCGGCGCUUCAAGAACUGUCCCCAUUGAUCAAACUCAUCUUGUCACAAAUGUGCAAGGCACAUUUGGCUACCUAGAUCCAGAAUAUUACCAUACUAAGCAGCUAAAUGAGAAGAGUGACGUUUACAGUUUUGGUGUGGUACUCCUAGAACUUCUUAUCAGGAAAAAACCUGUUUUUACAGCUGAGUCGGGAAUGGCCGAGAGCUUGUGUAACUAUUUCCUCUCAGAGAUCAGGUCGAGGCAACCCAAAGAAAUAGUGGCUGCACAAGUUCUCGAAGAAGCGGCCGACGAAGAGAUCAACGGGGUUGCUUCUCUUGCGGAGAAGUGCCUGAGGCUAAAAGGUGAGGAAAGGCCUACAAUGAAGGAAGUCGAGACAACAUUGCAGCAACUCCGAAUGAAUUGGACGAAUUCAUCUCAGGCUGAUUCAGCCAUUGAGUAUGAGAUGCAAGGCCACCAGUCCAUGGCCAUGAACCUAGCCGGGAGAACUUAUCAUGUAACAUCUCAGCGUAACCAAAACGCGUGCUAUAGCUUGGAGCAGGAGUUCCUCGCAUCCGCUAGCCUGCCGCGCUAGACAUGCUUGUCAGCUCUCUAGUGUUUUUGCCCUUAUCUUCUACUCACUCUGUAGUGAUCUAAAAGGUCUUAUAUUAGUUUACAGAGGGAGUACAUGCAAUCCUCUUCUUUACAAAGUGUAUUAUGCAGCACCAUCUUACUUGAUGAAUGGAUUUACUCAACAAAAUUAGUGU
This is a messenger RNA of Triticum aestivum (bread wheat), 3052 nucleotides long. RefSeq names its product wall-associated receptor kinase 1. The transcript is spliced from 4 exons. Gene Ontology annotation, molecular function: protein serine/threonine kinase activity; calcium ion binding; polysaccharide binding. Gene Ontology annotation, biological process: protein phosphorylation; cell surface receptor signaling pathway. The record is from RefSeq and is a predicted model, not a curated record. Gene Ontology annotation, cellular component: plasma membrane. Bases 61 to 2880 code for a protein of 939 amino acids. Lineage: Eukaryota; Viridiplantae; Streptophyta; Magnoliopsida; Poales; Poaceae.